CACCACUUCACUUCCCAUAAUGACAAUUGUACCACCAACACCAUAAACCAAAUUCAACCAUCCAUCGCAACAAUGGCUCCCGCCGCUACAAACUCUCACAGCGAGACUGCUCGUGACAACGCAUCAGGCUUCAUCGCCUACGCGCGGAGCUCCGUGGAUCGUGUUGUUCCGCCUAAUUCUCGACAGAAAGCUUAUGACAACACUGCUUCUUUUGCUUCAUCGCGACCUAUUCUCUUUUCCUUUGUUGUAUCGCAACUUCUUCUCUCUUUCCUCCCUCUUCUAAUCUUCCUCACAUUCUCCCUGUCAACCAUCCUAUUCGCCCUUGGCGCAGCAAUCGUCUUUGCUCUUUUCUGGAUUGGCGUUGCCCUUCUUGUUCUUGUGCCAGCACUACUCGUCACUUCAUCCAUCGCCGUCCUCGUCUGGGGCUGGGCCAUUGGCAGCUUCAUCAUUGCACGAUGGCUGUACAACCAUUCACCUGUCGGAGUGCAGAACAAUGAGGUUGUGAAGAAGGAGAACGGCAAUUAGUUUUACGCCUACACCGUCUGCCAGCUUGGUAUUAGAAACGACAACUGGGAUCCUCAUGAUAUGUCUGCAUUUUGGGAUCCGUGCAUGGGUUAUGGAGGAUGUCGGGAUGGACAAUAAAGUAUCGGUUUAGUAUGGAGUCUGUUUGUCUACUGAACAGGGCCUAAUGGUAAUGGAGGCGGGAUACAGCCCGU
Fusarium oxysporum Fo47 is the source of this 716-nucleotide messenger RNA. Its product is annotated as lipid droplet assembly factor 1. The coding region runs from base 73 to 525 and encodes 150 amino acids. The transcript has 2 exons. NCBI's taxonomy places the organism in Eukaryota, Fungi, Ascomycota, Sordariomycetes, Hypocreales, Nectriaceae. The record is from RefSeq and is a predicted model, not a curated record.